Vicia villosa (hairy vetch) is the source of this 2448-nucleotide messenger RNA. Its product is annotated as subtilisin-like protease SBT4.3. Gene Ontology annotation, molecular function: serine-type endopeptidase activity. The coding region runs from base 9 to 2171 and encodes 720 amino acids. The record is from RefSeq and is a predicted model, not a curated record. The transcript has 2 exons. Gene Ontology annotation, biological process: proteolysis. NCBI's taxonomy places the organism in Eukaryota, Viridiplantae, Streptophyta, Magnoliopsida, Fabales, Fabaceae.
UGCAAACAAUGGUAAAAUAUAAUGUUAUUUUAUUCUUCUUUGUCUCUAUGGUUUUGUCAUCAAUAACAUUUUUGAUGUGUUCUGCCACUGAAAGUGGUGAUGAAAGUAGUAAACUUUAUAUUGUAUAUAUGGGUUCACUUCCUAAUGAAGCAUCAUAUUCUGCAACCUCUCAUCAUCUCAACAUAUUGGAAGAAGUUAUUGGUGAUAUUGGUGUAGAAGAUCUAUUGGUUCAAAGUUAUAAGAGAAGUUUCAAUGGUUUUUCUGCCAUACUCAAUGACCAACAAAGGGAAAAGCUUCUUAGGAUGAAAGAUGUGGUCUCAGUUUUUCCAAGUCAAAAUUUUCAUAUUCAAACUACAAGAUCGUGGGAUUUUCUUGGAUUUCCUCAAUCAAUCAAAAGAGAUCAAAUUAUUGAGAGUGAUUUGAUAAUUGGAGUCAUAGAUAGUGGAAUAUGGCCAGAGUCUGAAAGUUUCAAUGACAAAGGUCUUGGUCCCAUUCCAAAAAAGUGGAAAGGAGUUUGUAAAGGAGGUGCUAACUUUACUUGCAACAAGAAAAUUAUCGGAGCACGGUUUUAUGGUAAUGCAAAGGAUGCAAGAGACGAGGCUGGUCAUGGAACUCACACAUCAUCAACUGCAGGUGGACGAGAGGUGCAAGGUGUGAGCUUUUAUGAUCUUGCAAAAGGCACUGCAAGAGGUGGAGUCCCAUCUUCAAGGAUUGCUGUGUACAAAUUAUGUGGUCCAGAUGGUUCAUGCACUGGUAGUAAUAUGUUAGCUGCAUUUGAUGAUGCCAUUGCUGAUGGAGUUGACAUCAUCUCUAUCUCAAUUGGGAGUGAUACAGCUGUUGAAUUUCUUAAGGAUCCUAUUGCUAUUGCUUCUUUUCAUGCCAUGGAGAAAGGAAUACUCACAUCGCAUUCUGCAGGAAACUCUGGUCCUAGCCCAAGCUCUACUUCAAGUGUAGCACCUUGGUUAUUUAGUGUUGCUGCAACUACCAUAGAUCGUCAAUUCAUUGAUAAGCUUGUUCUUGGAAAUGGAAAGACUCUCAUUGGUAGGUCUGUAAAUACUUUCACUUCAAAUGGCACAAAAAAUUCAAUAGCUAAGGUUUCUUGCUAUGAUGGCUUUAUCGAAACGGAGGUCAAAGGUAAAAUUGUUGUGUGUGAAUCAUUGGGGUAUGAAGAUUCAGCUUUUGAAAAUGGUGCAUCUGGUAUAGUCUCAAAUGUUGAACUAAAUGAUAUUUCUUAUGUAUCUCAAAUGCCUUCAGUUAACUUAAAUUCAAAGGACUAUGUUCUUGUUCAAUCUUACAUAAAUUCCACUAAAUCCCCUGUGGCUGAAAUUUUGAAGAGUGAGAUAUUCCAUGACACAACUUCUCCUAGAAUUGCCUCGUUCUCUUCUCGUGGCCCAAACACAUUGGUUCUAGAUAUCAUGAAACCAGAUAUAAGUGCUCCGGGAGUGGAUAUCUUGGCUGCAUUUUCACCUCUAGCCUCACCCUCUGAGAAUUUCGAUGACACGAGAAAGGUCAACUACAGCAUAGUAUCUGGAACCUCUAUGGCAUGUCCCCACAUUACUGGAAUUGCUGCCUAUGUGAAAUCAUUUCAUCCUGACUGGUCACCUGCAGCUAUCAAGUCUGCCAUCAUGACCACUGCAAAACCAGUAAAUGGUACUUAUAUUGAUUUGGCUGGUGAGUUUUCUUAUGGAUCCGGGAAUGCAAAUCCACGAUUAGCUGUUGAUCCAGGACUUAUUUAUAACAUUACAAAGGACGAUUAUGUGCAAAUGCUUUGUAAUUAUGGUUACGAUAAUGGAAAAAUUAAACAGAUUACUAGAGACAACUCAAGUUGUCGUGGUGCUUCUAACCUAUCUUUGGUAAAAGAUCUAAACUAUCCUGCAAUAGUGAUUUCUAUUACGUCAGAGACGCCUUUCAAUAUCAAGUUUCCUAAAACAGUUACAAAUGUUGGCUCACCCAACGCAACUUACAAGGCUAUUAUCACUCCAAUUCCAAAUGUCAAGAUUACAGUGGAGCCAAAUCUUCUCUCAUUCAAAUCAUUCCAAGAGACACAGUCAUUUGUCGUCACCGCUGUUGGAAGAGUAGGAUCACAUCAACAUGUGCUUUCAUCGUCACUUGUUUGGUCAGAUGGCACCCACAAAGUCAAAAGUCCAAUCAUCGUGCAAAUAAAACCCUAAACCAUGUAAAAUAAAUAUGUGGUUCUUUUGUACCAAAAAAUUUAUGAUGAUGUAUCAAAGUUUUCAUGUUCAUGUUAAUUUCUUAAAUAUUCAAAAUUCAGUAUGCAUAGAACUAAAAAUAAAGGAAGUUGAAGGAUAGUGUUACUUGCAGAAAAAUCAUGGUAGAACGCCAAUUAAACCAUAUAACCACCAAGGGCUAGUGUUUGAGUUUGUUGUUUGUCCAUAUGGCAGCAAAUGAUUAUUUCUUUAAGUUAUAAAUUUCCUCAUGUUUCCCGUG